AUGACUACAGCAGUAUAUCCACAUCUACCACCGGACACGCUGAAGAAGGAGGAAGAUGAUUCUACUGCCCGCGAAUUAUCCUGGCUCCUCGAGUCCCUGCAGGAAACCCUCGUGUCGCUGAAAUCCGGACUCGAGGAAUGCUACGCCCUACUCGCGCCCAUCGAACCGGGGAGUACGCUCGUGAUGAGCAGUCCAAGGAGUGAGAGCGUCAAGGGACAUGUGACGAGAGUCGGGACGAGGAUUGUUAAGGGGACUCUACACCUCCGUCUCAAAACCCUCCCCCACACACACAUCUCCCUCACACCCGCCCUCCCCGCGCUAGAAUCGCUCCGGGACCUCCUGAACCAAGCGCUAGACUGUGUCGAUAUCACGCGCUGGACGGGGGACCGGCACUCAGCUGCUUUUAUAUCCGGCCAACUACGCUUACUACACUCUAUCCUCGUCUCUUCCCUCUCCCUGCUCUCCGGAUCGCCCCUUUCCUCUUCCUCCUCUCCCUCUCCCUCAUCCCCGCCCUGGACAUCCACAUCUACGCCCCAUUCCCCCUCCGACCCCUCCUACCCACCGAACCUCUCCCUGCACCUCACGCCCUCGGCUGGCUCUCUGAUCCUCACAGUCCGCGUCCUAGAGCCCGUCACCGCCGAGCCCUCUCUAGGACUCGUCACCAAACUCGCCUUUGCGAUUGGCGCACAGCGCCGCCUAGAGCAUGAUGAGAUGGAGGGGGUGUUUGUGGUAGCGGGGGAGAAGGUUAGGGUGCGCGAGAAGGUCGUUGUGGAGAGUAGUGCGGAUCCGAUGAUGCUUGUGCUAGGGGCGAAGCUGGGGGCGCUGGAGAGGACGGUGGAGGCGGGGAGGGUGGGACUGCGUGUUGUGUGUGGGGAGGAGGUGGAUGGAGAUUAA
Molecule: messenger RNA, 894 nt
Organism: Lachnellula hyalina
Lineage: Eukaryota; Fungi; Ascomycota; Leotiomycetes; Helotiales; Lachnaceae
Exons: 3
Coding region: 1-894 (297 amino acids)
Cellular component (GO): RAVE complex
Source: RefSeq, a predicted model, not a curated record